Diachasmimorpha longicaudata is the source of this 4036-nucleotide messenger RNA. Its product is annotated as erythroid differentiation-related factor 1. Gene Ontology annotation, biological process: positive regulation of DNA-templated transcription. The transcript has a single exon. The coding region runs from base 1 to 3834 and encodes 1277 amino acids. The record is from RefSeq and is a predicted model, not a curated record. NCBI's taxonomy places the organism in Eukaryota, Metazoa, Arthropoda, Insecta, Hymenoptera, Braconidae.
AUGGAGAAGAACACAGAAUCCUCAUCCUCAUAUAAACUCGUCAAAGCCGUUAAAUCGACAGCUGUAGUCAAGUACACAGCAGUGCAAACACCAGCAACAUUCGCCCAAUUGCAAUGUAACACCGAUUUGAAUCAUCCUCCAAGCAACUGGUUGAGUAGUUCAGCAGAGAGCUAUGGCUUACAAAGCGUAUGGUCAACAAACACUGGAUUCUCAUCCUUUCGAAUGGCACACAUGUUUCCUGACUGUGUUGGAGAGGUUGACGUUGUAUCAGAUGCUGAAAAUAUUAAAAAGUUGUUGAAAAUGCCCUACAGUCACAGUGUCAUUUCCAUGAUGGUUCAUAGAAUUGAAAACACAUUGCUUCUUGAUGACUUUGAUAUUCAUAAAUAUUUACUGCGCCAGGCAGAAACCGAUUGGGAAUGGCUGAGGAAAUUCUUCUACGAAAAUAUAUUUGAGGACACAAGAGGCGAUAAGAAGAGUAAAUUAUUUCACAAGACAACUCAUAAUAGUCGUAACACACUUCAACAAAAAAAUUUAGUAUCAAAAUUUCUCUAUCACUCACUGGUUCUAACUGAUAAUGAAUUGAGUAAGAAUGGCACUACUGGCACUACUAAUGACGACAUCAAUUCCAACAAUGCCAGUCAUGAUCAUGACCAUAAAGAUGAAAUGAGCAUUAAUUCAGCUUCCCCAUUGAUUCUCCAAAGUGUGGAGCCAAUGUUACCAGAGCCAACUCGUGAAGAUAAACUACCAGACCCAAAUCACAAUCACAAUUUCACUAGGAAUGUUGUCUGGACAUUUGAGAAUAUACAGAUGCUGAUAGGGACUGAUAUGCCGAUAUUUGGUGGACAAACCCAUCCAUGCAUUAGUCUGAGACUACGAGACGUGAAUAAACCAAUCAACGUUCUAACUGGUAUUGACUACUGGCUGGACAAUCUCAUGUCCAAUGUUCCUGAAGUGGUUAUGUGCUACCAUUUGGACGGUAUCGUUAAAAAAUAUGAGCUCAUAAAAACAGAAGAUCUACCUAACCUGGAUGAUGCUGAAUUUAGUCCAAAAGUCAUUCGUGAUAUUGCUCAAAAUAUUUUGAGUUUUUUGAAGAACAAUGCAACAAAAGCUGGCCACACAUAUUGGCUAUUCAAAGGUAAAGACGACGAUGUCGUCAAAUUAUAUGAUUUAACCUCACUCUGCACUGAUAAUGCCAGCGAUGAGCCAGAUGUAACUGAAAAAGGUCAAAAUCCAUUUACAGUACCUGUGGCUAUGCUUUUAUAUCGAGUCGCCAGGAAUAUGAAAUAUUCAAUGGAUCGACCCACUAGAGGGCACAAAGGCACAAUUCGAAUGCUUUUGACAAACUGCAUCCAAUUAUUGAAUCGUGAAAAAUAUCCCCAAAUCGUAACUUCUGCACACUACAUGUUGUCUGACCUUUACGUGCCUGCUGACACAGAUCCAGCUAAACCCACUCUUGUAGAGGAGGAUUAUCAAGAUGGUCCAGCAUCAGAUUGUACGAGUACCAGCAGCAAUCAGGAUGUCAAUGACCCACGCCCACAAUGUGCUAACAACAAUUGUUCUAACGAUCCUCUGAGUGAACACGAUAAUGCCGAUGAGAAUGAUGAUGGCAUCAGUGCCACUGCCAGUGUCAAAUCAUUAAUGCUUGCAAAUGUCAAGGAUCAAUCUGAACACGAAGAGUCACCCAAGUACAAGCCACCCUCAGUGAGUGGAACGAUCGUUGAACGCUGUCGAAUUGCCCUUGAUCAUGUUUAUAAUGGAUUGCAAUGUCUGGUGUACUUUCCCACGAGUAAUUUAGCCUGUGAUGAUGAUGAUAUUGAUAACAAAUGUGAUAAUCAGGAUUUUAAUACCAAUCUGCAGGAUCAUCAGAAUACAGCGAAACCAUUCGAAGCAAUACCAAUGCCAUACUACUCUCUGGAUGCAAGUGUCAUUAAAAAUAAAAAAGCCAAUGAGGAAAUUUCAAGUGUAAACAGUCGAAAGAAAAGUCAGAAGAAGAAAUCUCGUAGGAACGAAAACAAUUUAACAAAUAGUAAUAGUAAACAGCAGCAGGGGCAGCAGCAACAAUUAGUUAUUAAUGGACAAUCAGCAGGAAAAGCUUUGUUGUUGUGCCAAAAGUCCAAAGUUGAGACGUUACCAACGUGGGAAGCACCUAAGAAAACGGAUAACCACAGCUGGAAAGCCCACUUGAAAGCCUUAUUGUAUGAAAAAGCGGCAUUGAUAUUUACAGUCCUUGCUGAAUAUGAAUACGCCAGCCCCCAAUGUAAUUACGGUGCUUCACUCAGGUACAUUCUCAACGUGCUGAAGUGUCAAAAAAUUUUGGAGACGUUCUGUGCUAUAACAAAUGACAAAUCAACCAGUUAUUUAUUGGGAAGAGCAGGGGAUUGUUGCUUCAUGGCAGCUAAGGAUUGGCGUAACAUUGAUAAGCAUAGGGCAGUGUUUAACCUAAAAGAUGAUACAGAGGAUAAAAUUGUUGAGGAAAUUGCAAGCAUAAAAAAUAUUGAUAUCAAUGGCCAUGAAUACUGUUCUGAAGCUUUCAAAAGCAUUGAAGAUUGUUUGCAGGCCUCACACAAGUCUUAUGAAAAAGCACUAGCUCUGGAACCUCUCCAAAUUGAUAGAACGAACCUUCUACGACGAAUAGGAAAUGUUCACAACGAACUUGGUAUUCUGUACAUGGAGCAGGUGAGUACUGAAUCCCAGCAGCAACAGCAAUCCCAGAAUAAUGUUACCAGUGAUAAAACAAGCUCCAAGGAUUCACUCGACAUCGGCUGGUUUCUGACACAAUCACUGCAUCAUUUUGAUUCUGGCAUCAAGACAUUCGAAAGCGUGUGUGAUGAAGCUAACAUCGCUCUUUUGCACUCGAAUAAGGGGCGACUGAUGCGACUAUGUUCUCUUAUCAAUUCCAAUGAACGAAUGCAAGUCAGAAACUUUUACAAUAAGGCACUCUACAACUAUCAGAGGGCCCUCCAAGUGUUGGGCAUGAGGAAGACCAAUCCUGUAAUAUGGGAUGCCGUCAACUGGGAUUUAUCGACAACUCUCUUCACAAUGGCGACACUACUGCAAUGUUGUCCAAGCCUUCAUUCCGAGAAUGCAGAAGAAUUAGAGAGGGAAGCUGUUGAAACUCUCCAUAAAGCUCUGAAGCACUGUGACAUUGAUACGCCAGGUCCCAAGCAACUUGUUCAUCAAUUUCGUGGAGCAAAAAUUCAUAAUAGCCUUGGAUCCCUGUAUCAAGGUAUUUACAGACGACUCGAUUCUGAUUUAGAUUCGGUUAAACGUAAAACACCACUGCAACUGAGUAAACUUCAUUAUGAGAAGGCAGCUAAACUUUUUCUUUCAUUGGAACAGCCAAUCCCAUUUUUAACUGUACAACUUGAGCGAGUGUCUUUAGCUGAGUGUCAAGCACAAAUAACAACACUUUUCCAGAAUAAAUUUAAGAUCUACCAAAAUGCUGUGGAUUGUCUACUCCAGUGUAAAGAUAUACUUGAGAAAACUGUGAUACUGGAGAAAGAUCAAAUACUCAUGAAGCAGAGCGAUUCAGAGGCAGCUGAACUUCUUCGUUCCCCCUGUAUUUUAGAUAUAGAGGAACAAGAUAGAAAUGAGGAGGUGCUCAUACCCUUGCUUAAAAAGAGAUUGCAAUACUUUCUCAAGUCCUUAACCAAAUUGUGCCUCGGCAAAAGUAGCAAACAGUACCAACACUUUGCUGAUAUAUAUAAACGAUGUUAUAGUUUGAGUUUGAUGGAUUCGGAGGAUCAAUCAACUUUAUCAUUAGUCAAACACAAUACUCAUCUACUUCGGGAGCUCAGUGAUAUUCUAAGUGAAAUCCACGAAUCCCUUACAUGAUAAUUGUUGCCCUUCGAUUUGUUAUUAAAUGAAAACACUACUUGCAUCAAAGCUAUAUUUUUUUUCAACUCUGUCAAUUAUCAAUUAAUAAUAAUAAUAAUAAUAAUAAUAAUAAUAAUAAUAAUAAUAAUAAUAAUAAUAAUAAUAAUAAUAAUAAUAAUAAUAAUAAUAAUAAUAAUAAUAAUAAUAAUAAUCAAAUUAA